Nerophis lumbriciformis (worm pipefish) is the source of this 1627-nucleotide messenger RNA. RefSeq lists its product as uncharacterized. NCBI's taxonomy places the organism in Eukaryota, Metazoa, Chordata, Actinopteri, Syngnathiformes, Syngnathidae. Gene Ontology annotation, biological process: response to bacterium. The record is from RefSeq and is a predicted model, not a curated record.
CCGAAGAGUGAAGACAGUAUAGAGACCUCAUAAAGCUGCUCCUUCAUCAUUAAGACAACAAAAUGACGCUCCGUGUGGUCACUUGUCUCCUCCUGUGGACACUAGCUCAUACAAAAGGUCAGAGGUCGUCGUCGAACAUGCACCAUCUGCAGGUUCAAGCGGGGCAAAACGUGACUUUGGAGUGUUUAAACACGGGGGUUGAUGUCGGAAUGUUCUAUUGGUACAAGCAAACGCCUGGGAAGAAACCAACACUGCUGUCCAGCUCCUACAUCCAAGACUAUGGGAACAAACUUCAUGGCCAACCGGAGGAGCAAUCCCGCCUUAGCCUGACAGUUCUCUCCGACAGGAGCUGCUUGAACAUCUCACAGGUGCAAAUGUCAGACUCUGGGACCUACUUCUGCCUAUUUAAUUAUUUGUCCAUCUGUCAAUUCCAUGAGAGUAUUUUAGUGGAGGUGAGAGCCUCCGCUUGGGACAUCCCAGCAUCCGUAAAGCAGCCAGCAUCUAAGAGCAUCCUCCAUGGAGGUAAUUUGACUCUGAGCUGCACCGUCCAAACCGGGUCCUCCUGUGACGAGAAACACCAUGUUUACUGGCUCCGGAACGAGCCCGGAUCCGGCCCAGGGAUCAUUCACGCUUCAGAAGGGAGGAGGUCCAACGGCACCUGCUUUUACGAGGUACCGAUGAGCGGACUGAACGACGCAGACGUGGGGACGUACUACUGUGCCGUGGCCAUGUGUGGACACAUCCUGUUUGGGAAGGGCACCACCGUGACCUUUGAACGUGACACGUUGCUGUUGUACAUCUUAAGUGGAGCUUUGGCCUUCUCCGUCUUGGUGAUUGUCAUCUUGGCCUGUAACAUAAAGAAGAAGACACAGGAUCAGGCAGACCCACGACAACCAUCACAUACUGCCUCGGCUCCGGAGGAGGGUGAUGAAGACACAAAUCUCCAAUACACUGAUUUGAAAGCUGAGGAGGUAAGAAGGAUAACCAGACAGAGGAACGACGUCCACGCUGAGUGUGUGUACUCCGAUAUCAUGCAGUAGGCUUGUUGCUUUGUGUAACAUUAAUGUCAAAUAAGAUUAUGUGAGCCAGCAAAUGGCACGGAGAACAUGUUCCACGUACCUGGACACAGUGGACAGUGAGUACAUAAACAUGGAAAGCGAGCUAAAGAAAACUCUCCCAACUCUGCCUUUGCUCAUCAUUCAGCAGUGAAGGUACACACUCUGUCAAUUCUCUUAUAUACUGUUGCUCUUUCAUUCUAGACUUCUAGAGUGUUUGAUUAUCACAUCACUCUAAAUGUAUAGACUAUAAAGUUCACAAACAGAAAGAGGGAUCCUCGUGGGCCAGGCCAAACUUUUCUUAUGUCUAAACUAAAACUGGGGAAAUGCGUAGAGUGUUUGGGGCUUCAGUACAGUGUUGAUUUCCUGAAGACAUGAUUUUAUUUCACAAUUCCUUGAGAGAAAAAAAUGCCUGGUUAGGCUUUGUGUAUGUCAUGUGUGCCUUCCUUGGGUGAAGCCAGCUUUACAGCUAUGUUGUUAUUAUGCUGUUUGUUACUUAUGUAUGUUAUGUUGCAGAUAUUUAGAAUAGUUUUGUCAAUUUGUUCUGGCCUGUAAUAAAUUGGCCCUUUGAA